This is a messenger RNA of Ylistrum balloti, 2097 nucleotides long. RefSeq names its product deleted in malignant brain tumors 1 protein-like. The record is from RefSeq and is a predicted model, not a curated record. Lineage: Eukaryota; Metazoa; Mollusca; Bivalvia; Pectinida; Pectinidae. Gene Ontology annotation, cellular component: membrane. The transcript is spliced from 11 exons. The coding region runs from base 112 to 2097 and encodes 661 amino acids.
AAUCAGGAAAAUAAGAAGUGUUUCCUCUCCAUCACCUGGACAAGAUAGACAAAUAUAUUGACCACGUUUGGACCAGUUAAACCAGCAGCCACAUAAGGACACAGAACAAUCAUGAAUAAACCAAUACAUGUACUGACAGUAUUGUCCCUUGUUUACACCGGUACAGCGAUGUUCAUUAGACUACGUGGAGGAAACGCUAACGAGGGGAGGGUGGAAGUUUCUCAGGAUGGAGUCACGUGGGGUACUGUCUGCAACGAUGGUUGGUCAGAUUACAACGCACACGUGGUCUGCCGUGAGAUGGGAUACAAAUGGGGAGCGGCAAAGAGGGCGCGCUACCUGUAUGGAAUUGGCACUGGUUCCAUUUUCCUAGAUGACGUCAAAUGUAACGGACAGGAAACGACUCUGGCUAAGUGCCCGCAUGCGCAAUGGGGUGUGAACAAUUGUGUUCAUACUGAGGAUGCGGCAGUCACGUGUCACAACGAUAUUAUUCGACUGGAGAAUGGUGGUUCUAAUCACGGGAUAGUGUACGUUCUGGAUGACGACAAGACAUGGGGAGUACAGUGUGGGGACGGCUUCGACCGGAACGCCGCUGCUGUUGUCUGCCGAGAACUUGGAUAUCAAUUUGGCCGUGACCUUCCAAUAGGGACCUACGGCAAAGUUGAGAACGUACACACCAAAUAUGUUCAGGGAAAUAUUUUAUGUUCGGGAUCGGAGACCACCAUCAGACAAUGUACGUCUUCAAACACGUGCAGCCAAAACCCGUACAACUAUGGAGCCGUGGUCUGCUCAAAUAUGCCAAUAACAGGAAGUGAUUCAAUAAGGCUGGUUUCGGGGUUGGUGAUGACCGAAACAGAAGGAAUCUGGGGCAGUGUUUGUGGCUCAACUUGGGACGAUAAAGACGCUAUGGUCGCCUGCAGACAGUUAGGGUAUCCUGGUGGAGUAGCAUAUUCCGUUGCCAGCAAUUCCAGCAUGAGUCCUUUUCUCUAUGGAUCUGUGAACUGCUUGGGAACAGAAAGGUCUCUAAGCGAAUGUAACCGACAGGGUCAGGCUUGUGUGUACACAGACAAAAACGUGAAGGUCGCCGGAGUGCUUUGUUACGAACAUCAAGCUCCAGUGCUUCGACUUAUAGAGGAGAGUCCACGCGUCGGUCGACUAGAGAUAGAAAUAGACGGACGGAAAGGAGGUAUAUGUGACACGGAUUGGGACGUCGUCGAUGCAAGGGUGGCCUGUCAGCAGCUUGGAUAUGCAGACGGAGACAACAUCCGGGGACUGGCAGCGCCUUACAACACCACGUUUAUGACAAAUGUACAAUGUGCUAAGGGCGAGAGAAGUGUUUUCGAAUGUAAAAAUGAUGGCUGGAAAAACGAUGGCUACAUUUCUGCUUGCGCCGGUGGUAAAAACUUUGCCGGAGUAGAGUGUUAUGAACACGCAUUCCUUGCUUCUACGCAAUCCAGCGCCAUUGGUACGACCGGAAGUGUCUUGGUAUUUCAUAGAGAACGAUGGUACCAUGUUUGUGACCAGGAGUUUGGGACUAAGGACGCCGAAAUGGUUUGUAAAGAAUUAGGGUUCCCUGUCGGAGUUCCACUUAUCAGUGAGCCUCUGACAGUUGACAACAAAUUCAGAAUAUUCUUCCUCCAGAUGAACUGUUCAGACACGUCCACAAGUUUAAGGAAUUGUCAGCUUACCGAGACAACAAACUGCAGAUCGAGAGUGCCUCCAUACUUUCCUGCUGCCUAUGCAUCUGUUCUAUGUCUUCGUGCAAAUGCUGUACCGGAUGUACAGGUACAUCCCCCAACCACGUUUCCCGUCAGUCCAGUCAUACAGAUGUAUGGUAUCAAUGGAACAGUGUGUGCUAAUGGCUGGGAUUACAAAGACGCGCGUGUUUACUGUCGUCAGUUUGGUUACCGAAUGGGAUUUGGAAUACCAACGUCAACAACACAAGGAGCUAACCUUAACAAUCCAGUUGUGUGGAUGACAAACGUUGGAUGUAUCGGAUGGGAGACCGACUUCCGUCAGUGCAUUCGUUCAUCCGUCCUAGACAAGACAAAGGCCACAGGCGCGUGUGCUGGUGGAAUGGCUUCUGUCUACUGUAUUUGA